This is a messenger RNA of Eruca vesicaria subsp. sativa (arugula), 912 nucleotides long. NCBI's taxonomy places the organism in Eukaryota, Viridiplantae, Streptophyta, Magnoliopsida, Brassicales, Brassicaceae. The record is from the annotation of a GenBank genome assembly.
CAGGUUCAGAGAUUCGUCAAUUGAGAGACACUCAAGAUGAGUAAGCUUCAGAGUGAGGUUCUAAGAGAAGGAAUCACAGCUGUUAAGAGCAAAGCUGAUGAGAAGAAACGCAACUUUGUCGAGACAGUUGAGCUUCAGAUAGGUCUCAAGAACUAUGACCCACAAAAGGACAAGCGUUUCAGUGGUUCUGUCAAGCUCCCUCACAUUCCUCGCCCUAAAAUGAAGAUCUGUAUGCUUGGAGAUGCUCAGCACGUUGAGGAGGCUGAGAAGAUUGAACUAGACUCUAUGGAUGUUGAGGCUUUGAAAAAGCUCAACAAGAACAAGAAGCUUGUUAAGAAGCUUGCCAAGAAGUACCAUGCUUUCUUGGCUUCUGAAUCUGUCAUUAAGCAGAUUCCUCGUCUUCUUGGUCCUGGUCUUAACAAGGCAGGAAAGUUCCCUACACUAGUGAGUCACCAAGAGUCGUUGGAAGGAAAGGUGAAUGAGACCAAAGCGACAGUAAAGUUCCAGUUGAAGAAGGUUUUGUGUAUGGGUGUUGCAGUUGGUAACCUUUCCAUGGAAGAGAAGCAGCUCUUUCAGAAUGUUCAGAUGAGCGUUAACUUCCUUGUCUCGCUGUUGAAGAAGAAUUGGCAAAAUGUGAGGUGUUUGUACUUGAAGAGCACCAUGGGACCACCACAGAGGAUAUUUUGAGCUCUCUGCUCUUUUCAUCUUUGAAUUUUUGCUUUGUGUUUUUGUUUCAAAGAUCUUGUGCUUCUUCAGAUAUGGUUUGGUUUGAUUUUAGCAGCCGAAUACAGAUGCUAGUUUACUUUUCCUCAGACUACAUAACACAUUAUGCAAGCUUGCAAAUUCUAAAUUUCAAUCGUUCCCGUGCAUCAAGUAACAUAUACAAACAAGGUGCAAACAUUCAUAUUAAGU